UCCCCUCACCACAUGGACGACAGUCUGUCACUCCGCCCGCGUGGUCUCUGUCCGCGCUCCGAGCGGACACUCUCUCUCUCCCACUCUCCUCUCCACCGCCUUCCUCUCCUCCUCCUCCUCCUCCUCCUCUCCCUAGUAAAUCUUGCUCUCCCGUCGCCGCUCCCCUCCCCUCAUCCACCAUGGCCAUGGCGUCUCUUCUCGAAGCCGGCUGGACGUAUCUGAUCACUCAUUUCAGUGAAUUUCAAUUGGCUACCCUGGGUACUUUCAUAGUACAUGAAAGUGUUUUCUUCCUUUCUGGGCUUCCAUCUUUAUGCUUUGAGAGGGCAGGUCUUUUCAACCAAUACAAAAUUCAGAAAAAGAGUAACACUCCAGAAGCGCAGGGAAAAUGUGUCAUGCGCCUAAUCCUCUAUCAUGUCUGUGUGAACUUGCCAGUUAUGAUCGUUUCUUAUCCUGCCUUCAGAUACAUGGGCCUGAGAAGCAGUCUUCCAUUGCCACCCUGGAGUGUUAUUCUAUCUCAAAUACUUUUCUACUUUAUCCUGGAGGACUUUGUGUUCUACUGGGGACAUAGAGUGCUGCACACAAAAUGGCUAUACAAGCAUGUCCACAGUAUUCAUCAUGAAUAUGCUACUCCAUUUGGAUUAACUUCUGAAUAUGCCCAUCCUGCUGAAAUAUUAUUUCUUGGCUUUGCAACCAAUGGUCCUGCUCUCACUGGUCCGCAUAUGCUCACUCUGUGGUUAUGGGUGAUAUUGAGAGUCCUGGAGACAGUUGAGGCUCAUAGUGGAUACCACUUCCCAUGGAGCCCUGCCAAAUUCUUGCCAUUAUAUGGAGGUGCGGAAUUUCAUGACUACCAUCAUCGUGUGCUCUACACCAAGUCUGGAAAUUACUCAUCAACUUUCAUCUACAUGGACUGGUUAUUUGGCACUGAUAAAGGUUAUCGGAAGCUAAAAGCACUUGAGGAGUGAGAAGGAAAAAUAAUAUUAAGUAGCGAGUUAUAUUUAGAUAUCCUGAACUGGUAUUAAAGCAUCUCAAUAAGUUUGAUGUGGUGUCCUCUUUUAGUGUCCGGUGGUGCAAGGAUAAGUGUCAAAAUUGUGUUAUGAACGAGUAUCAAAACUUAUGAGGAACUAUUUUAAGGGCUCUCAUCUCUCUUUGGCACCUUGUCGGAAUGUAGUUUCUAGUGUACUGAUGAAGGGCUGCAGCAGCUUUUUUCUUGAUUAGUGA
Molecule: messenger RNA, 1218 nt
Organism: Phoenix dactylifera (date palm)
Lineage: Eukaryota; Viridiplantae; Streptophyta; Magnoliopsida; Arecales; Arecaceae
Product: very-long-chain aldehyde decarbonylase GL1-8
Biological process (GO): lipid biosynthetic process
Molecular function (GO): iron ion binding; oxidoreductase activity
Source: RefSeq, a predicted model, not a curated record